Molecule: messenger RNA, 522 nt
Organism: Olea europaea var. sylvestris
Lineage: Eukaryota; Viridiplantae; Streptophyta; Magnoliopsida; Lamiales; Oleaceae
Exons: 3
Coding region: 1-522 (173 amino acids)
Source: RefSeq, a predicted model, not a curated record
AUGAAAGAAGUGGUAAGAGCCGAGGUGAUAAAGUGGCUUGAUGCGGGCAUUAUUUAUCCAAUUUCAGAUAGUGCAUGGGUGAGCCCCGUUCAAGUGGUGCCAAAGAAAGGAGGUGUCACGGUUGCGGAAAAUGAGGAUAAUGAGCUUAUACCUACUAGACCCGUGACCGGUUGGAGGGUAUGCAUAGAUUACCGCAAGCUUAACAAGGCUACAAGGAAGGGUCACUUUCCUCUUCCUUUUAUUGAUCAAAUGCUUGAGCGGUUAACGGGAUACUCUCAUUAUUGGGCACUUAAUUUGAUGCAAUUAUUGAUUAAAAGAAUGGAAUUCUACUCACAAUUAAGUAUUAUUUGCUUUUUUAUUUUGGAGAUACAACAUAGAGCUCAAGGAGUUAGCAAAGGAUUUGGCAAAGCAUUGGGGAAAAUCAUAGCCAAUCUACAAAAAAAGUUGCUUAUUUCAUGUGUUUCUAUUAUUGUAUUUAUUGCAUUUUCAUUUAUGUGGCCAAUGAAUGAAUGUGUUUCGUGA